GCCCCGCUCGCGUCGCUCCGCGCUGGAUUGCUCGCGCCUGGCCGGCGCCGUCUGGGGCCCGGCGGGCGGCGCGGCCAGGCCCGCUCAGCCGAGCGCAGAGGCGGCCGCAGGAACAAUACGGCGGCGGGCGCGGAGCCGCGCGGCCGCCCCGCACCAUGUACGCGUUCGUGCGGUUCCUAGAGGACAACGUGUGCUACGCGCUGCCCGUGUCCCGCGUGCGGGACUUCAGCCCCACCUCCCAGCAGGACUUCGACAACCAGAAGGUCUACACCGUGUACCGCAACCCCGAGGAGGCGGCGGACGAGGACGACGAGAGCCCCGGCGAGUGGGGCGACCGGCUGCUGCUGCACAAGGCCCAGAUCCUGGCGCUGGCAGAGGACAAAACUGACCUUGAGAACAGUGUGAUGCAGAAGAAAAUUAAAAUCCCCAAACUCUCUCUCAAUCACAUAGAAGAAGCUGGGGAGGUUACAGAUUAUGGGGAAGAAGAUGUGGAGCUUAGACACAGUAAGAGACAAGAUGGGAGGAAACAAAGUGAAGGUACACACAAAAGCAUUGAAGCAGUUGUUGCUCGCCUUGAAAAACAGAACGGGAUGAGUCUCAGUAAUACUUCCAGCCCUGAGGAGGCUUUUAUGGAGGCUACAGAGGGCAUGAACAAUAUGGACGAUGCUGUAGUUCCUCGGAUUCUCUAUGAGGAAUUGCUGAGGAGUUACCAGCAGCAACAAGAGGAAAUGAGACACAUUCAACAGGAGCUGGAGAGAACGCGGAGACAGCUCGUGCAACAGGCAAAGAAGCUAAAGGAGUAUGGGGCACUCGUGUCAGAAAUGAAAGAGCUCAGAGACUUGAACAGGAGGCUCCAGGAUGUACUGCUGCUAAGACUAGGUAGUGGACCUGCCAUUGAGGUUGAAAAAGUAAAACCUGAAUCAAUUGAGCCUGAACCUGAGGUACAGAAGACCUUCAGUGAGGAAGCAAAUACAUCAACGUACUUCCCUGCCCCUGUUCCAGUAAUGGACAAGUAUAUUCUCGAGAAUGGAAAGGUCCAUCUUGGCAGUGGAAUUUGGGUAGAUGAGGAGAAAUGGCACCAGCUGCAAGUAACACAAGGAGAUUCAAAGUAUACAAAAAAUCUAGCGGUUAUGAUUUGGGGAACAGAUGUUCUCAAGAACAGAAGUGUCACAGGAGUUGCAACCAAAAAAAAGAAAGAUGCCGUUCCCAAGCCACCUCUCUCACCUCACAAAUUAAGCAUUGUCAGAGAAUGUUUGUAUGAUAGAAUAGCACAAGAAACUGUGGAUGAAACUGAAAUUGCACAGAGACUCUCCAAAGUCAACAAGUACAUCUGUGAAAAAAUCAUGGAUAUCAAUAAAUCAUGUAAAAAUGAAGAAAGGAGGGAAAUUGCAAAGUACAAUUUGCAAUAAAUUUUGGAUUUUUAAUAAAGUCUUAGUGUUUUACUUAA
Messenger RNA from Catharus ustulatus (Swainson's thrush), 1447 nucleotides. It is a transcript of the gene BEND5, whose product is annotated as BEN domain containing 5. NCBI's taxonomy places the organism in Eukaryota, Metazoa, Chordata, Aves, Passeriformes, Turdidae. Gene Ontology annotation, biological process: negative regulation of DNA-templated transcription; proteolysis. The record is from RefSeq and is a predicted model, not a curated record. Gene Ontology annotation, molecular function: DNA binding; zinc ion binding; metallocarboxypeptidase activity. The transcript has 6 exons. The coding region runs from base 156 to 1409 and encodes 417 amino acids.